AUGGAGCGAAGAGUAAGCUACAGCUCAACAUUCGGCGAACAUCACUGCUUAAGCCGAGCUGAACAGUUCCUGCGGGGGUACGAGGCAGACCGGGACGCACUACAAGUAGCUAUCCGGUUGGAAAAUUUAGAGGUGCUAUGGCAGGGACUCGAAGACACUCAAACGGCCCUCGAGGAGAUGGAAACCGAUAAUGAAUCGAUGCUGCCCACAAUAUCUCUGCCUGAGUUUGCUGGUGAUUAUCAAGACUGGCUUGGCUUCCAUGAUACGUUUUUUGCGCUAAUUCACUCCAAUCCCGAAGUAGCUGCCAUUCAAAAAUUUCACUACUUACGUGCAGCAGUGAAAGGCGAGGCGUCUCAGGUAAUCGAGUCGAUAACUAUAAGCGCCGCCAACUACCCUCUUGCCUGGGAUGCUUUGGUGGCUCGCUAUUCCAACGAGUACCUAUUAAAAAAGCGACACCUGCAAGCAUUACUAGAGAUACCACGGAUGAAGGAAGAAUCUGCGGCUGCUUUGCAUGGACUGGUGGCAACUAGGGGGCCAACGGAUUCCUGGAGCACAAUAUUGGAACACUUGUUAUGCACAAGACUGCACCAUGAAACAUUAAACAUGUGGGAGGAUCACGCCUCUACUCUGGAAGAGCCAUCCUAUUCCAAACUGGUAGAUUUUUUGCAGCGUCAAAUGCGAGUUUUGGAAUCAAUUUCGGUUAAUCACGAUAUCAUACCGCCCGUUAUCACUCCAUAUGUUUCAGGAUCAGCUUCUGGAUCUGGUGCUUCAGGGAACAAUCAACGAUACAAGCGGCCAGGCGAACUACGGCUGUGUGCACACGCUAUAACGGAAGUUCCAAAUGCCCACUCAAUUGAGCGACCAGCUGUUUCCAUGGGUCAACUCAAGAAGCUCACUCUACAUGAAAGGAUGAAUCUGGUAAAUACUAAGCGACUGUGCUUUAACUGCCUUUUCAGUGAUCACUUCGUCAGCAACUGUCCAUGUCAAACCAGCUGUCACAUAUGUCUAAAACGUCACCACACGCUGUUACACCCUGGUUAUGUGGAUAACUUGCCUAUUUAUCAGAAUCGGGGCUAUGAUAAUGCGGGCGAACAUCCGCAAUAUUCAACACAAACAAAUGUUGCAACGUCUAUCAUCAAACCUCUUACGUCACGGUCUAUCGCGCCCAUGGAGGGUCAAACGUCGUCAGUUGCGCCGCAUGCGCGAAAUAACAACGUGUUCAUGCUCACCGUAGUUUUGGUCGUCGUAGAUGCUUAUGGUCAAAAGCAUCUCGCUAGGGCGCUACUAGAUUGCGCCUCACAGCCCAACCUCAUAAGCGAUCGUAUGGCUCAAAUUCUCAGGCUCAAAAGAAGGAAGGUAAAUGUUCAGCUUCAGGGUCCAGGUAGUAUUGCCGUUCGCUCAUCUGACUCAGUGUUCACUAAGAUUUAUUCGAGAAAGGAAGAUUUUUCUCGCGACGUAGAGUUUUUGGUCCUGCCCCGUGUAACCGCUGACAUGCCUGAGAGUGAUGUUGCGACUGAUUGCUGGAAUGUCCCCAAAGAACUCUUUUUGGCGGAUCCAAAUUUCAACAAGCGAGCAGAAAUAGACAUGAUCAUCGGCCUUUCGCAUUUCUUCGCUUGCUUCAAAUCUGCCGCACGCGUCCACCUGGCAGAUGACCUUUCUGAAUUAGUUGACAGCGUGUUUGGGUGGAUUGUUGUGGGUUCAGGCGAGGUCAUUCCCAAUUCACCAGAGCAGGUACAUUGUCAUGUUUCAGCGAUUUGUCUCGUCACUCUUGAGAAGAGCCUUGAACGUUUCUGGAAGCUGGAAGAGCUACCAUCGCGCUCCGAUUACUCCGUUGAAGAACGUUACUGCGAGACUUUCUACGCAUCGACCGUCAUGAGGGACGAUACUGGUCGAUACACUGUGCGUUUGCCACGCCAUCCAGAAUUUGAUGCUAGAGUCGGGGAUUCAAAGGCAGCAGCACUUCGAAGAUUUAAACUACUGGAGGAAAGACUCGAACGAAACCCUGCAUUGAAGGACGAGUAUCAUAAAUUCAUGAGGGAGUAUGUCGCACUCGGACACAUGCGUCAAUCAUCUAAAGAAGAUCAACAAAGAUUCAAAGAGUACUACCUUCCCCACCAUCCUGUUGUAAAAGAGGAAAGCACUACAACAAAGGUUAGGUUUGAUGCAUCCGCUAAGACAUCGACCGGUUUCUCUUUGAACGAUUCGCUUUGUGUUGGGCCUGUGGUGCAGGACGACCUCCUGUUGAUAGUUUUGCGAUUUCGAAAGUACUUGGUGGCUCUCGUUGCGGACAUCGAAAAAAUAUACCGGCAGGUUUCUGUACAACCUGAGGAUGUUCCAUAUCAGCGAAUCUUGUGGCGAUUCGACAAGACAGAACCCAUCCAGAUUUAUGACUUACUGACGGUUACCUAUGGACUCGCACCGUCUUCCUUUUUAGCUACACGCACACUUCAACAGUUGGCUGACGAUGAAGGUGCGGCCUAUCCCACCGCAGAAUAA
This is a messenger RNA of Topomyia yanbarensis, 2496 nucleotides long. RefSeq lists its product as uncharacterized. The transcript has 2 exons. Lineage: Eukaryota; Metazoa; Arthropoda; Insecta; Diptera; Culicidae. The coding region runs from base 1 to 2496 and encodes 831 amino acids. The record is from RefSeq and is a predicted model, not a curated record.